AUGGAUUGUUCUCAGUCUGGAAAUGCAGACGCCACAAUAGAGACGGAUGGGAGCGUGAACGCUGCGAAAGAUGAUACAGAUGAAGACAAAGAAAAGCAUGAAGAAGUCGUCCCUGUGCGUAAGGCCUCCUGGGAGCCCAGUGUGCUUUCCACCAUUGGAAAGGAGAUCCAUUAUUUCGCCGGUCAUGAGAUCAGCAUCUGGGAGUCUCUCGAUUCAUUUGGUUCUGUCAUCUGGCCAGCAGCUCUGGCUCUGUGUCGCUACCUUGAGACCAACCAAGCGACGGUUGACCUUGUUGACAAGGCGGUGCUAGAGAUUGGCGCCGGCACAGGUCUCAUUUCUAUCGUGGCCAGUCUGUUGGGUGCUUGGGUAACAGCAACUGACCUGCCUGAAGUUCUCGGGAACCUGAGAUGCAACCUGUCCAGAAACACAUGGGGCCGCUGCAGAUACACGCCGCAGGUGGCGGAGCUCUCUUGGGGUUAUGAGCUCGAUAAGACCUUCCCUCAUUCAGUCUACAGAUACGACUAUAUAUUAGCAGCCGACAUGGUCUAUCACCAUGAUUAUCUAGCAGAAUUACUAGUCACCAUGCGCCACUUCUGCCAGCCGGGUACAACCCUCAUAUGGGCCAACAAGACCCGCUUCGAUUCUGAUCUGGUGUUUGUGGAGAACUUCAAAAAAACAUUCAACACCAACCUGCUGGCAGACAACGGAGACGUAAAGAUUUACUCUGCCACCACGAGAGAAGAAAGUGGCCUAGAGACGUUAGACGAGACUAAAGGGGAUGUGAGGAAAGGAGUGGACGAGGAUGAAACGGUCAACAAAAAGACAAAGAAAGAGAUGAAGGAAGGAAAGAUCAAACAGACAGAAAAGUUUGUAGAACAGGUUCAGGAACAUGAAAAGAAAGAUGUACAAUUUAGAGAAGAGCAGGCUACAGGUUAUGUUGAUGUGGAAAAACAGGAGGAUGGAAACCUGAACAAUAUCGACGACGACAACACAAACCUUGAAACUGAACCUGAUGAUAGUGAAGAUGAAGACAACGACGGCUGCUGUGAGAUGGAUUCAGCGUUUGUAGAGCAGAAAUCUGAUGGAAGCACAGAGAAUGAUAAACAACGGGAGUACAUGAGAUCCUGGGCACCGACUAUUUGCUUCAGAGCCGGGAAAAAAGUUUAUAAUUUUUUGAGCCAGGAAAUUACAAUUCAGGAGUCCAUCGAUUCUUACGUUGUACCUGCCAACACAGAACCACCAGAGCGCAGAUCCUGGGCUCCCGCCGUCUACUACGGUCUUGGCAAGGAGAUCUACUACUUUCUCGGUCAUGAAAUCAAAAUUCAAGAAGCCAUAGACCAUUAUGGCGGUGUGCUAUGGCCAGCGGCAUUGGCCCUUUGCCGAUUUCUGGACACCCCAAUGGGCAGACAGCAGAUUAAUCUACUUGACAAAUCAACGCUGGAGCUCGGAGCAGGAACAGGCCUCGUCUCGAUAGUUGCCACACUUCUCGGUGCUAAACUGACAGCCACGGAUCUGCCAGAAAUCCUCGGUAAUCUGAGGUGCAACUUGAACCGGAAUACCAGGUGGCACUGGAGACAUGAGCCUCAGGUUACAGCAUUGCAAUGGGGCUACAAACUGGAGGAGACGUUUCCCCGUUCCACGCAUUAUUACGAUUACGUGCUGGCAGCUGAUGCGGUCUAUCACCACGACUGCCUCGCUGAGCUUCUUGACGCCAUGCUUCACUUCUGUCAAAUGGGGACAACGGUAAUCUUUGCAAACAAGGUCCGGUAUCAGUCAGAUCUGGUAUUUAUUGAGAACUUUCAGAAAGCUUUUAACACCACAUUACUGACAGAGCUGGACGAGGUGAGGAUUUACUCAGCUACCAUGAGAAUCUGAUGACGUGAACCAGAAGGCUUUCUGGACUACACUGCCGGCACAGGUAGAGGAGGUGAAGAUAUGUGGCUGUGGCUCACGUUUGUUUAAGGAACCAACACCAUGUUCACACUGCAGACAAUUCCCAUUGGUUUGUUACAUCAAUCUGCCAACAUCGACGUUUGCAAGUUAUCAAAUCAGCAUCUUUAGGUAAUUUCCAGAUAUAUUCAUUUGGCAUCCAAAUAUGGGCCAAGACCUACAACAAUAGGUUGGCAGUGUUAUAAUAUUUGGAUCGGCCCAAUUCUUUUUUGCUAACUUGUCAAAUAUUCGUAUACCAACUUUGUGGAACUCAGAUUUCAAACUAAAUAGGAUUUAUUUUAUAUGUGGCCAACUCGAAUCCAAUUACUUGUGUUUUUUGAUUGGUUUAAUUUAAAUUUUCACAUUUAUUUUCAGACUAUACAUUUACGUGGUUUCAUGUGAUAUUAGAUGAGAUUCAUUCCAGUCAGUUCAGAAUUCAAGUUGUUUUUGUCAUCUUUCAGUUUGAUUCGGAUUGAACUCAUUCUGAUUUGAUCAAUUGCGAAAGAACAGCACGAACAUUAAAACCUCAAGAUGGGUUUUGAAAAACAAAUCCGAAUGGUCUGCACUGAAAAUAAAGCCACGCUGAUUAUAGAUGUAGACGCUUAUGAAAACUAAUCUGAUUGAAAUUUUGUUUUGUGAACCUAGACUACAACAGGAUAGAGAAUUUAUAAAGAGUUUGUAACUAAACCUUUGCACAAAUAUACAAUAAACACUGUAAUGAAUUAUUCACGAAACAAAAAUUCCAACAAAACAUAGGCAUAAUUAUUGAACCUUUAAAAAACAAAACACAUCCGGAGGGUAAAAUGGUGAGUAAUACAAGUUUAGGAUGUUUAAAUAAAGCUUAAAUGAUUUAAAAACAAUGU
Sinocyclocheilus grahami is the source of this 2792-nucleotide messenger RNA. RefSeq lists its product as uncharacterized. The transcript is spliced from 8 exons. The record is from RefSeq and is a predicted model, not a curated record. Bases 1 to 1875 code for a protein of 624 amino acids. NCBI's taxonomy places the organism in Eukaryota, Metazoa, Chordata, Actinopteri, Cypriniformes, Cyprinidae.